Microdochium trichocladiopsis is the source of this 1275-nucleotide messenger RNA. Its product is annotated as Bestrophin, RFP-TM, chloride channel-domain-containing protein. Gene Ontology annotation, molecular function: chloride channel activity. The record is from RefSeq and is a predicted model, not a curated record. The coding region runs from base 1 to 1275 and encodes 424 amino acids. The transcript is spliced from 4 exons. Lineage: Eukaryota; Fungi; Ascomycota; Sordariomycetes; Xylariales; Microdochiaceae.
AUGCGUCCUCACCAGACGAGCAUCGAUGUUGACGACUCCUUUGCUCGGCCCCAUGACAUUCAGAAACACUCUAAAUGGCCUCUUUUCUUGCGGCUUCAAGGUAGUAUCCUUCCCAAGCUUAUUGUGCCAGUUACAUUUAUCGCUCUAUGGGCCACCGGCAUCACGUGGGUUCAUAAGGAGGGCCCCUCUAUCAGUCUUGGUACUACUAACGUCCUCCUUACUGUGAUUGGUUUCGUCGUCGGUCUUGGGCUUUCUUUCCGUAGCUCGACCGCCUACGAGCGGUAUGCUGAAGGGCGCCGGUACUGGAGUCAGUUGACUGUGACGUGCCACAAACUCGCGCGGACUAUCUGGAUUCAUGGCAAGGAGCGCUCUGAUUCUGUCAGGGAGGAUGUACUCUCCAAACUUACCGCCAUUAAUUUGCUCGUCACUUUUGCUGUUUCCCUGAAGCAUCAGCUUCGAUUUGAGCCUUACGGAAACUUCAAAGAUUUGAAAGAUCUUGUCGAGCACCUCGAUACCUUUGCCCAACAGGUCUCAAAUGAUGACCUUAACCAUUUCAAGAACAAAGGGAUAUUGAAGCGGAUAGGCGAGGGCCUUGGACUCUCUUUUGCCUAUUCUAAUCCCCGGAAGGCAAUGAAGCGGACGAAGGGCCCGCUGGGAAGUCUACCGCUUGAAAUAUUGUGCUACCUGAGCGCAUAUCUCGACUCGCUCUGUGAGAACGGUCAGCUGCCGAUUGCGAUGCAACAGAACAUAGCCUACAAUAGUGUGGCUUCACUGAAUGACGUGUUGAUAGGCUGCGAGCGUGUCCUUAGGACACCUCUCCCGAUCGCCUACGCUAUUGCUAUUCAUCAGAUCACGUGGCUGUACCUCAUGCUCCUACCAUUUCAGCUAGUGGACGGGUUAGACUGGGCCACAAUCCCUGCAACGGCUGCUGCCUCUGGCAUUAUCUUGUCGAUUCUCUACAUAGGCGGCGAGAUAGAAAACCCCUUUGGUACAGAUGUCAAUGACUUACCCCUUGAGACGUAUUGUGCCCAGAUUGUCAGAGAUCUUGAGAUCAUGACUUCACGCCCAAAGCCCGUCUGGGACGAGACUUCGAAGAGCCGCAGAAAUAAGGUGCUCUUUCCACAUAGCAAUUUGUCCUAUGAGGACUGGGCCACCCUUUCUGAGGGCGCUCUACGCCACACUCUGCGCAAUCGCCCAUUCUGUACUUUUUGUCCCGGGCCUACCUGCAUGGAUAGCUCGACCCACCAAGGUAACCCGACAGUUGAUGAAGGGUAG